This is a messenger RNA of Nylanderia fulva, 2635 nucleotides long. It is a transcript of the gene Tsp5D, whose product is annotated as Tetraspanin 5D. NCBI's taxonomy places the organism in Eukaryota, Metazoa, Arthropoda, Insecta, Hymenoptera, Formicidae. Gene Ontology annotation, cellular component: plasma membrane. The record is from RefSeq and is a predicted model, not a curated record.
GCAAAUUAAUCGAUCACAUAAUUAAUAAAUAUUUUUGACGCUUUUUAACAUGAUCUGAGAAGAAUCAUUUAAUCAUCUUCCAUACGUGCAUAAGAUUUGAUUAAUUUUUCUUAUCGUUAUAUAUUGAAAAAUUAUUAUUAUAAAAAAAUUAUAUAAAAGUAAGAGCGACAUUAACAGAGAAUUAACGUAAAAAAAUAGAUGAGAGGGUGAUAUUCCGCAUCAGAAAAAUAUAUUUAAUAAUCUUGGAGCAAUAUUGAUAAGGAAAGUCAAAUUAUAAAUCUAUAAUAAUAGAUCCAAUUGUACUUUUCUAAUCCGAGGAAAGCGGCGCAUACAUAUAUUUACUGUGAGAAGUAUGCUAACUUAAUUAAAGCGGCAUAAGAAUUUCUAGGAAGACGUCCACGCAAAAGUGAAGAUUUUAAUACACGAGACCUUUCGGCGAACGUUACCUUCACCUUUACAGCUCAACGUUCCCUGUACUACCUCAGCCGGGACGUAAAAGGCUAACAAAGAGUUACACGUCGAGGAGAGAAAGAUGAGAGAGCCAGACGCGUCUCUCGGUAUCACGAGAAGUGACCUUGAGGAUGUCUUUCUUUUUUUCCUCCUCGACGGAUCGUCUACAUGAAAAGUGACGAGCACCGAAGCUUCCUCGUAGCUGUCACUUCCAAUCUGCUCCGAUCGCGAUCUCUCCGCGAUUACGUGUAGGUGAGCGGCUUCAACCGGAGCGGCUGUCCCGUUAGCGGACCUAGAAGGCCCCCUUCGAGAGAAAGACCGGACGGGAGCCAAUCGUAUCGGUUCGUGGCCGGACAUAUCUGAACACGCGGAUCCUCAUCCGACGAGAACUGUUGCAGUCAGUCAGUCAGCUGGGAGAUGAUCCUCUGGAUCUUUCUCGCCGCCGCGUCGCUGGAUUUCUCUCGCUCUUCUCCUUCUCCAAGCUCCAUCAUUAACUCCCGUUUCUCUCUUUCGUCCGUCUUCUCCUCGCGGUUUUUCCCCUUCCUCUGUUCCUCCUGCGAUCUAUCCUCCUCGGCUUGCUCCUCGGACGUACUUAGUAUUUCCUGGUGAUCCGUGAUGCGUGCCACGAGACUCUCGCGCUGAUGAGCACGGAAAUAACGCCAGCCCCUUCCGAGUGAAGAUUUAAUGAAGGAUCAAGCCAUGGGCCGCACAGGAUACACGUGCAUCAGGCACGUCUUCUGCUCCCUCAACGUUUUGGUCUGGUUAUGCGCUUGCGGAAUUUUGGGUGCGGGCCUUUGGCUGCGGUUGGCUUAUUCCGGAUAUGCGACCUUGGUGCCGCAGUACAGUUUUGCAUCAGCGGAUUCGAUGCUGCUCGCCGCGGGAUGCGUCACAUUCGUCAUCGCCUUCUUCGGAUGCUGCGGCGCGUGGUUUCAGUCUAGAUGCAUGCUGAUCACGUAUUUCAGUCUUGUGAUACUCAUGUUUCUCGCCGAGUUCAUGCUGGGAACUUUGGCGUUCGUGUUCAGGGAACACCUCGCGAGAAGCUUGAAGGAGGAAUUAUUGUACGGCAUUGAGAAGCAUUACAAUAUCACUAGAGAGCCAGGAACUCUCUCCGCCAUGUGGGACCACAUACAUACGGAGUUUCACUGCUGCGGAGUACGCGAUUACACGGAUUGGUUCCAAAUCGAGGCUUGGCCCGAGGAGGACCGGGUGCCGGAUUCCUGCUGCGUGCAGCGAGAACGAUACUGCGGUCGUCUAGAUCCGGAGGGUCGCAAUAAGGAGCUCUGGUACAAGGAGGGAUGCUCGAGCGCGCUGCAGAUGUGGCUGGUCACCAGACUCCACGUGGUGGGCACCGUGGGCCUCGUCGUCGCUUUCCUUCAGCUGUUCGGCCAGGUGGCCAGCAUGAUCCUCUUCUGCACGGUCAGGCACAAGAGGUCCUCCCACACGUAUAAGAGCUACGACACUACCAAUUCCUAGAAUUUCCGAUCGAUCUUGGACGAGACCACCGUCUGAGAUCGAUGCAACUUCCUCGCGAGUGUCUGAUUCUCGUUCCACGCAGCGGGAACGAAUCUUUUCGGAAUCGUCGGAAUUGAUCCUUCUUCGACGACUUUCGCGGAAGAUCCCUGCUUUUUGAUCCGAAUCCGCAGAUAUUUGUGAAAAUAAUAAGCGAUAACGAGCUGUAAACGCAAAGAUUUGUUGAAAAGAAUUCUGAGCAAAAGCAUAAAACGAGAUUACAUUAUUAAUGAUUAUAUAUGUGUUAAACAUUACUCUAAUUAAAUAUAUUUUACGUACGAGGCACUUUAAGCAAACAAAGACACGUUGAGGUUUUAGCUGACCAAAAAGUUUCCGCUGUGUACCAAAAAAUAUGAUAAGUAUUUAAUUGAUGGUUUUCCUUCUUUUAGCGUGAAUAAUGAUAAUGUUUCUUGCAAUCUCCGGUGAUUAAUAUCGCGAUUUCUCGCUGUCAGAUUUUAUGUCGAUUGAUAAAUAAUUAUUUAUAUUCUUGUAAGCGUAAGCAACAGUAUCACAUCCGUGGAUCCUUUUUAAUCAAUAUUUAUAGAUAGUAGUAUAAGUAAUAUCUGGCAGCAGGAAAAUUAAUUUGUAUGUGAGAAUAAUUUAUAUAGUGACAUGAGAGAUAAAAAAGCGCGCGUGUGUGUGUGUGUGUGUGAGAGAGAGAAAAAAGCGAGCAAGA